AUGGAUCAAGAAGAAGAACCAGCAAAACCAGAUGAUGCAGAAGAUGAUGAUUACCAGGAUGAGUAUGAAUUCCAAACAGAAGGAGAAGAAUCUGAAGAAAUUUCAACUGAAACUGCUGCAGAACAAUCUGAAUAUUCAUAUGCUGAAGAUCCUUUCCUGGAAGAAAUGGAAGAAUCAGGCUCAGAGCAAAUGAAGAAAAUUUCAGAGAAUUUCUUCUACAAUUAUAAUGAGGUGGUUUCGGUUCCUUUUGUGACCGAAGACUCUGGCAUACCAUCAAACCUCCUUACGCUGAUACAUUCCUUUGGUUAUGACUCCACCAAACGGUCUAAUCUGCAACUUCUAGACAGCCAAACCAUCAUCUUCAUAGCUGGCAACCAGAUAGUCUUCGUGGAUUUGAGAACCCAUGAGCAGAGGUACCUCCGGAGCAGCAGCGGUAGAGGAAUUGGUGCUCUUGCGGUUCACCCAGACAAAACAUACUUUGUGUUAGCUGAGAAAGGAUUCUAUCCAAAUGUUGUCAUCUAUGAUUAUCCUGCCCUGAGGCCUUACAGAAUUCUCCGAGGAGGGACUGAUGAAGCCUACGCAUACGCAAGUUUUAAUUUUACCGGUUCAUUGCUGGCUACUGUGGGUGGCCACCCUGAUUUUACAAUAACAGUCUGGAAUUGGAAAGAAGAACAGCCAAUUCUGAGGACAAAAGCAUUUUCCCAGGAAGUUUUUAAGGUCACCUUCAACCCUGAAAAUGAAGAGCAACUUACCACAGCAGGAUCAGGUCACAUCAAGUUCUGGUUAAUGGCCUUAACAUUCACUGGUCUUAAACUACAAGGAUAUUUGGGUAGAUUUGGCAAAACAGCAGUGACUGAUAUAGAAGGCUAUAUAGAACUGCCGGAUGGGAAAGUGCUCACAGGAUCAGAGUGGGGCAAUUUGCUGCUCUGGGAGGGGGGCCUCAUCAAGGUAGAGCUUUGUCGACAUGCACGGAGAACCUGCCACAUUGGGCCUAUUAAUCAGAUCAUGCUAGACGAAGGAGAAGUCAUCACAGCUGGAGAUGAUGGAUGCAUUAGGAUAUGGGACUUUGAGACAAUAGAUACUGCUGAUGCUAUUGACGAGUCUGAAAUGAUAGAGAUGGAGCCCAUUAAUGAAAUGCAAGUAGGCAAGAAUGUCAAGCUCUACUCCAUGGUGAAAAUAUUCAAACCUGGGAAUUCUAUCUGGUACGCUCAGGAUGCAAAUGGUGCUAUAUGGAAGCUGGAUCUUAGUUUUUCAAACAUAACCCAAGAUCCAAAAUGCCUGUAUUCUUUCCACACCGGACCUAUCACCGCCAUGGUUGUCUCUCCCUUUACCUAUCUCAUGGCCACUACUUCCCAUGACUGCUCAGUACGCAUCUUUGACUUUGCUGCUAAACGUUAUUUGACCCACAUGAAUUUCAGAGAAGGAGGAACAGCCCUUAUCUGGGCCCCUAGAGUGGUGAGCUACCGAGGGGGACUCCUUAUUGUGGGGUUUGAAGAUGGGGUCAUUCGUCUCCUCGAACUUUUCGAUCCCAGGGGGCUCAUUAUCUUUGCUGGGAGGAGGAAGGUGAAGGAGGCGCAGCUCCGACUGAGGCAGGCUCUUAAGCCUCACACAGCAGCUGUUACAACGAUAGCGUACGAGCAAAACGGAGAGAUCCUAGCCACAGGGAGUAAAGACAAAACUGUUUUCUUCUUUGUUGUGGGCAAAUGGUACGAGCCAAUUGGCUAUAUUAAUGUUCCUGGGCCUGUUGCACAGUUAGUAUGGACUCCAAAAUCUUAUGAAAAAAGUUUUCUCCUGAUUAUGUGUGAAAACGGCUAUGUUCUUGAAGUUCCUGUUCCAGAAAUCAAGGAAACAGAGACUCUACCAACCUUUGAAAUCAAAGACCUGCCUAUGAAAUGUUUUCAUUUCAGGAGCAUCAAAUCAAGAAUCCUGAGGGACAUAGAGAUUGAACGCAGAAGAAAAAGGAAGGAAGAGAAGGAGAAGGAGAAGGAAGAAAGGAGAAAGCUACGACUUCAAAUGUUGAAAGCAAUGGAAGAAGCAGAAGGAGAAGAGGAAGAAGAGGAGGACCUGGAUGAGGAGGAAGAGGAGGAGGAGGAGGAGCCCCUGCCAGAAAUUUUUAUUCCAGAGAAACCUUGCCCCAUCCUCUGUGGAUUUUACUCUUCACCAAACAGAUUCUGGAUUUCUCUGGGUGGAUAUGAUUCUGGUUUUCUCUAUCACUGUAAGUUUCCAACUAAACCAAGUAAAACAAUGGAGGAGCAGCAAGACGAGCCCUUUAAUUUUCACCCUGUAGAAAAUACAGAUGACAACCCCAUCCGAGUUAUCACUUUCAGCCUUACCAAAAUGAUGAUGUUUUGUGGGAUGCAAAAGGGACAGGUCAGGGUUUACAUCCUGAAGGAUAAAAGCCUUUAUUUGACUGAUAUGCAAAACUACUGGAGCUACAGCAUCCAUGACAAUGAUUACGGACAGAUCCAGGCCUUAUGUCCUAGCUAUGACGACCGUUUUGUGGUGACUUGCGGAGCAGAUGGCAAUAUCUUUGUCUUUAACGUCCUGUCUGAAGAAGAACUUGAGGAAGAUCUCAAAGCCACAGUGCCUCCUCCCAGGAUCGAUAUGGAAAAAGAGAAACGAAUAGAAGAUAUUGAAGAUCCAAACGCCUUUAGCAUUGAGGGUGCCAGGCAAAAAAGAGAAUAUGACCAAAUCAUGAAAGAAGUGGAGGAAAUAAAGGCCCAAAAGAGGGAGAAACUGAAGCAUCUGAGGGAUGAGUUUGAGAAGUUACUGGUGAAGAAUUCUGAGUUACCAGGACACAUGCAGCUUCACCGGAUGGAGUUCGAUGUCGAUACCAGAGUCCGAGAAGAGACUGAACGAAAGACCGUCAAGAAAAUCAAGCAGGUGGAAAAGGAACUUGCGUGGGAAAAGGAGAAACAUCGAAUUGCCCUGUCGAAAUUACAGCAACGAUUUCGAGAUUCGUUAGAAUUUGACACCGUUAUAGUCCAUGCCAUACAGACUGAGCACAAAAUUUCCACAUAUCGGCUUUUGAAACUCUCAGGGAAGUACAACAAAGCCAGACGACUGAGUCAGACGGAAAGAAGAGCAAGCAAGUUUGAUUGGAAGGAAAAAGAAGUAGUACUCAUCAAGAGAGAGAGCCAAAAAGAUACAGUUCCAGUCACUGGUGGAGUAGAGGAGAUCUUUGUUGAAAAGGAAAAGGAAAAGGAAAAGAAAGGUCGACCCAGGACCCUAAGUGAAUUCAUUGUGGAAAACCAAGUUGGUAAAAUGAAGAAAAUUAUGGUAAAAGCUGAAAAAGCCCAAAAUAAGAUCUUACAGCGGAGAAAAGAAUGGGAGGAACUAUACAAAAGUAAACCUGAGGAUGACUACGAGGAUCCCAAAGAUGUGCUGGCCAUUAAAGAGGCCCAGAAUAACAUGGGGGACUUCAACCUCAAGACCGCCCCAGACUACAAGAUCCCUGAACAAAUGCGCAUAAAUGCUGCCAAGAAGGAGGAGGAAAUUGGGAUUCUAGAAGCGAUGGCUCAUGAAAAGAAGUUUAACAUGAAUAAGUGCAUCAUUUCUCUUAGAGACCAGAAAAUUGCUGUUAUUGAAGAGAUCCAGUGCCUGGUACAAGAGCUGAAAACCAUUCAUGCCAUCUUGCCUGAAGCUAAACAUCUUCCUAUUCCUGAGGUGCCCCAAUUACAGCCAGAGGAGGUGCCAGAAAAAAAAUACCAGUAUGAUGAAGAAAUUCUCUUAGAGUUUAAGCUAGAGCAGGAAAAGAAAACUGUGGAGGAACAGCAGAAAGAACCAGAGGAAGGAUUUUUGGGCUUUGGUACAGGGAUAACUAAAACCUCUGCCAAGGAUGGAGAGCUCUUAAGGCAAGAUUCUAAGGUAGCAAAAAUUCCUAUGGUGAUUCUUCCAGAAGUUCCAAAGCCAGUGGAGUUUCCAAAGACAGAGCCAACUGAAGUGGAACUGGAGAUCAUGAAGAAGGAAGAGAUCAGGAAUGUGUACAUGCAGCAAUACGUGAUUGACAGGAUCAGAGAACUCAUUAUUACAUUUGAUGCAGAAUUUCGUCUCCUGCGGCACCAGAAACUUAAAUUGGAUAUUCAGAUGAAAUUGGCUGACCUGCACCAUGUAACGUUGUUUCAAGAGAUGCUUCUCCUCAAGAACUUUGAAAAACAAGAGAACAUACUUCAAGAACGUGUCAAUUCAUUGGACAGAGAGCAACAGGACAUGAAAUGGAGAAUAAAUGAGAACCUUGCAGAGAUGGAAGAAAGAAAGAAUGAAAUUAGCAAACUUCAGGAGCAAGAAAAGGCAAUUUAUGCCAACUUCCAGGCAUCUCUUGGAGAAAAUAACAAAUUUGCAAAUUUCCUCUUGAAAGUGUUGAAGAAGAAUAUUAAGCGUGUAAAGAAAAAGGAGGUGGAAGGAGAGGAGGAAGAGGAUGAGAGUAGCAAAGAAGAUAGUGACGAUGAGUCCAGUUUUGAGAGUGAUGAGGAAGAAUCUGAAUCCGAGGAUGAAACUUUUGAUGAAAGCUUGGGUUUAGCAAAUUGUGACCCAGCCCUUUAUGAAAUGACUCUUCAGCUUCGAGAGAAAAGAUUGGACAUUGAAGAGACCUUAAGUGAUGAGAAGAAACUGCUUGAGAAUCUCAGAAAGGAAUAUGAUGCGAUGGGCAAAAAAGUGAAAGUAGUGGCAGCCAACCUUCAAACAGCAGAGGAGGCUCUUGAGGCAUAUCAGCGGGAGAAGCAACAGAGACUGAAUGAGCUGCUCGUGGUGAUACCUCUGAAGUUACACCAGAUAGAGUGUGUGGAAUUUGGAGAAAUACCUCAUGAUCUCUCCAAUGCUUUGGUAUUUUCUAAUACUUCUCUACAACGUCUGCAAGAAAGAAUCAUACAGCUACAAGAAGAGAAUGCAGAACAGCAAGAACUCAACAAAAAAUCCCGGGAACGGCGCAAAAAGCUUGUUUUUGAAAAGAGAGAGAUGGCCAAAAAGAUCAAAACAAUGAAAGAGAUGGUUACUCAGCUGAUGAUUGACAAGUUUGGGAAAGAGAUAGACCUGGAAGCCCUUCAAACACUCUCCAUUAAUAAAAAACUGGAAGAACUGAGGAUCAAGAAAAUAAAGAAAGAGUUGUCCAAUGCAAAGGAGAUAAGGAGCUGGGAGGAGAAGAUUUCUCGGUUGCGAUGGGACCUGAUGAUGAAGACAAAGGAACGCACGAAGAAACUCCAGCAAAUGAAUGAGUUAUGUGUUGAAAAGCAGCAGCUCGAAGGCCGUUUGAAUACACUACAAUCUCAGCAGGGUAAUGCGUUCCAGGGCCCUCGGAAAGCAGACGUUGUGGCCAGGGAGAAGGUCACUGAGCUGAUCCAGAUCCAGGCUGAAAAGAUCCUAGCGCUGAAGGAAGAAAUUGCUAUCUUGCGCAGGAAAGGCGGUCUUAUCCUCCCACCAAUUAAUAGUGCCCGCUAAAUGCUAAUGCACCCUAUUAGUUGCUGUUUUCCUAUCUAUCCUGUCCGAUUUUUGUCUCACACAUCACUAAAAUUUGCUUUUCUCCCACCUGAUGAUAUCUGCAGGGGAAAAUGUACACACACACACACACACACACACACACACACACACACACACACACACAAACGUACACACACACACACCCCUCUGCAUAAAAGGGGGUCAGGCUUGUUUGUUCAGCUUAAUCACAUACUAUCUGUAAGCAAGUCCUUGAAAGAGUUAGUGGCUUGGGUUCCAGCUUGAGAGUCUCCCACACAGAUUGAGCAGCUAAAUAGGUCAUUCUGGGGAAAAGCCCCCAAACGACGGACCUUUAAAAGUUAAAUAAGCCAAGAGGAAUGGCAAUGUCUGCUCCCUCUCCCUGAUCUCAUCCCAGAAGAUAGAUGUGAACAUUUCAUAAAUAGGGCUUUCUGAUUCUUCACAUGUUCAGAAAAGAAGCUUUAAGAAACACUUGGAAAAGAUGUGGACUCAUUGUCCUGAAGGGUUUUAUAAAUGACCAAACUGAAGGUUAGAGAGAAGACUAAACAUUUAUUUAGAAGUUACAGUGUUUGUUUUUACAGAGCUAUGCUGCCACAGAUUAUUGAAUCUGGAAGGUUUGUUAAUGCUUAUAAAGUACUGUACACAUUUUAGUCUGUUCUCCUGGUCAUACCAUGAAAAAAUCACUUCCUGUUGUACCAAAUUCAGCCGAUCUGUUGAGUUGGGUUUUCUUUUUCCCCCAGUAUGUGCUGCGAUCAACCGUGUUCAGCUCUCAUGAAGGAUGUGCCUAAGAUGUGUUUUCCUUUCCUUCUCUCCUAAUGGGCUCUCAGCACCAUCCCAGGCAGUUGCGGAAGUUGGAAAUAAAAGGUUACUUCUGUACCCAGUC
Molecule: messenger RNA, 6331 nt
Organism: Trichosurus vulpecula (common brushtail)
Lineage: Eukaryota; Metazoa; Chordata; Mammalia; Diprotodontia; Phalangeridae
Gene: CFAP44
Product: cilia and flagella associated protein 44
Exons: 33
Coding region: 1-5433 (1810 amino acids)
Molecular function (GO): protein binding
Source: RefSeq, a predicted model, not a curated record